GCCCGCCCCGCGCACAACAAGAGCCUCAGCAUUCCGUUCCCUCACUUUCGUUUCCGUCAAUCCCCUCCGCUUGCGUUUGGGUGUUUCCCUCUUUUAUUCCCAUUGCUUGCUCUUUCGACUGUCUGUCCGCCCUACAGAACACUCCUCUCCGUCCAUUCUCGCCUCGCUAGUCGAUUUUACACGUUCGAUUUCUUGCACCUUCCACAUCUACACCCUACCCCCCACGCAUCAUUAUGUUCAAGUUGUCUGCUGCGUCCGUCCUCCUGGCCCUUGCCGCGCGCGUCGCCGCGCACGGGAAGCUGACUUCCCCGGCGCCGCGGAGUGACACGGUUGGCGAGGCGUUUGGGGCCGCGUGCGGCCAGCAGAUGCUCUCGCAGGUCACGUCGGACCCGUACGGCAACUUCCAGGGCGAGAUGCAGGUUGCGGGCAGCGACUUUGACGCCACGAAGUGCAAUGUUGGCCUUUGCAAGGGUUACCAGUUCGCUGACAACCAGGCCAAUGUUCAGACCUACACGCUCGGUCAGACCAUCCCGAUGGUUGUUGAGAUUCGCGCGCCGCAUACCGGUAACGCGAACGUCUCCAUCGUCGACACCACGAGCAACACCGUCAUAGGCGACGCCCUGAUCUCUUGGGACGUCUACGCAUCGACGGCUACCGGCGUCACCGCGGACCAGACCAAUUUCGACAUCACCAUGCCCGAGGACCUUGGCGGGAAGUGCACCACCGCCGGCGACUGCGUUAUCCAGUGGUUCUGGGACGCGCCCGAAAUCGACCAGACCUACGAGGACUGUGUCGACUUCGUUGUCGGUGGCUCUGGCAGCGGCAGCGGCUCGUCGAGCUCUGCUCCGGCCUCCAGCGCUGCUGCUACCUCUGCUGCCACCUCCGCCGCCGAGAGCAGCGCUGCUGCUACAUCUGCUGUCGAGACGUCCGCCGCAGAGACCUCUGCUACCACCUCCCCUGCUACCUCUGCCGCGGAGACUUCAGCUGUGGAGACCUCUGCUCCGGCUUCGUCCACCGCUCCUGCCUCCUCUGCCCCCGUCUCGUCCGCCCCUGCGACGUCCGAGGUCGCGUCGUCUAGUGCGCCUGCUACUUCUGCGGCCGCGACAACGAGUGCCGCGGCUACCUCCGCUGCCUCCAGCGUCGCUGUCCCGACCACGACCGGCAGCGCUGGCACUGGCGACGCCAACGUCUGCAUGAACACGUACAACCAGUGCAUCGCCAAGUCCCAGCCCAACCCGGACUGGACCGGCUGCGGCGCGACCCGCGACUCCUGCCUCAGCACCGCGAAGUACUCGCGCCGCAUGCGCCGCACGACCUUCCGCGCAUAAACGUCGCGCGCGCAGCAAUGCGCCAAUCGACUAUUUAUCACGCCGACGCCGAGAUUUCAACACACCGACCCGAUCGCCAGCCACUGCGUGGUACCCCGUACCAUCUCGCAUGCGCC
Schizophyllum commune H4-8 is the source of this 1444-nucleotide messenger RNA. RefSeq lists its product as uncharacterized. Lineage: Eukaryota; Fungi; Basidiomycota; Agaricomycetes; Agaricales; Schizophyllaceae. The transcript is spliced from 5 exons. The record is from RefSeq and is a predicted model, not a curated record. Bases 234 to 1328 code for a protein of 364 amino acids.